Aspergillus affinis is the source of this 288-nucleotide messenger RNA. RefSeq lists its product as uncharacterized. The record is from RefSeq and is a predicted model, not a curated record. The coding region runs from base 1 to 288 and encodes 95 amino acids. The transcript has a single exon. NCBI's taxonomy places the organism in Eukaryota, Fungi, Ascomycota, Eurotiomycetes, Eurotiales, Aspergillaceae.
AUGGAUGAAAACGAGAUCAACCUUAUACGCGAGAUCGGAUGGCAUCGAGGAAAGAAUCGUUUCUAUCGGGCCUGCUACGUCUUACUCAAAGAGUUACAAGACGUUGUGGAACAGGCCACUGACGAUCUUCUACUGCAAUAUCAUUCCGAACCAUAUCCAGAUGAGUACGAAGCGGGAUAUAGCGCCGUCACGGAUAUUGCCGUUAAGCUCCGACAGAAAUUGGAAUCAUUUUCUCGGCGUGAGUCAGAGGCGGCUGAUGCAUGGGACGCCCUCUGGACCACUACGUAA